GUCACGGCGCUGGGCCCGGCCGAGCAGACUUGCUAGCCACAUUGUGAACAAAGUUAUCGUGUUCGAACUGGAGUCGACGGGAAUUUAAAACCGCUCUCCUCCUGUGGGACGCGUGUCACCUUCUGGUGGAGCUGUAGCCGGACAGAAGCGGCGCGCUGCGCGGACGGGAGCGGACCAUCAUUGUUUACUGGCCGCUGAAGGAGACGGAGCGGCUAACUCGUGUGCUAGUCACUUCCUUGUUACGAUGGGGAGCGAGAAGUUUCUGAGAAGAGGACCUGACUUCCACGCGCCUGCUUUCACCCGGAUCUUUUAAUGGGAAUGCACACCUGAGACCACUUGGACGGUUCGACAUUGUUGGAUUUAACACUUUAAAGGUCCGUUUGUUGACAAAUGGAACGCGACUUCGCAGCCGGGAACAGCUAGCAGCUAAUUAGCUUAGCAAAUCUGAGAUGCUCGUUGUGAGGAAUGACGGUUGAUUAUCGACUGGACUCGGAAAUAUAUGGUCAGUUUUACACAAUAUUUGCUGGUAUCCAGUGGUGUGAGAUGAGUUUAGUCGUGUGUAUAUUAUCUAGGACCAGGUUAAUGUGAAUCUUGCUAAGCUACGAAGCCUGUGAAGAAGGUAGCCUCAAUGUUUUGUUUCGUUGCACUGCAAGGGACAUAGACGAGAACAAAUAAGUAUUUGCAAAGUAUUCAACUCGUGUUUGGCGUUUGUUUUUGUGGAUAAAUGCCUAAUACGGAGGUGUUGCGCGAUGCUCGGCCGCGGAGCCCCUCCGCGCAGAGGAACCGGCAGGACAGACGAAGUAAAGCCGGGAGCGGUGCUGCUCAACGGGACCGACGCCGUGAGAAGAGACGGUCCUCGGCUUCCAGGAAGAAGAAACGCAGACAGGCAAAGGGCAAAGACCCGUGGAAUCUCACGGGAGACGUUGUCAAUAACCGCACUUUGGAGAAAGAAGUCGAACUUCAGACGCUGGUGGAGUACGAUGACGUUAGCUCCCAGUCGGAGCGGUUUUCUGGGAGUCCCUCUCCCAAAUUUGACCCCUACGCUGAUCGUGUAUCAGUUGAGCGGCUCAGCGACACUGGCGAUUAUAACGGACCAGCAUCUCCAGACAGAAGUCACGCUAGAGUCCGAGGGUCUGCGUUAAAAGACGAACAUAUAAGACUUGAAAAGAGCAAACAAAUCAAGGAUCUGAGCAGGAAAAAGGAUCACCCGAGCCGGGACAGGGACUCCUCAAAAGCAAGGGGUGGAAGUAGUCUGGGAAGUUCUAAGAACCACCGAGACACCACCAGGAGUAGUGACAGAAAUGGCAAAAGGACGACAAGUACACCGUCCACUGCGGAAAAAAGAGAUUCAAAAAGACGCAGAAGCAAAACAAGAUCAGAGAAGGAGACACCGUCUGCUUACAGAGAACCUCCACAAUCCUAUAGAGAUGAGCGUGAUGAUCCCCGGGCGUACAGGAGAAGUCCGGGCCUCAAAGCCGAAAGCCCCUUUGGUACAUCCUUCCCUUACAGCUAUCAAUCACCCGCUGGAUACAACCAGCUUAUCUCCCGGCGGAGCCCAACUUACGGAAGUAAAAGACUGUCCCCCAGUUCCACAUAUUACAGUCGAGAUGUGGAUGUGUAUGGUGCGUACGUGAUGCCGAAAUCGCCCAGCGCCUACUCUAGCAACAAGAGGAAGCGGUCUCCUGGGAGUCCGUUGAACUGGCGUCGGUCUCCAAGUUAUAGUCGACAUAGUCCACUUGAACAGGGGGAGUUUGGUUCCAGUCCAUACAACAGGAGGAGAUCGAGAAGUCCAUACCGAAAGUCUCUCAGUCCUAGUCCUGAUGUGCGGCGGUCUGCAAGGACCAGAAGCAAAAGUCCUUAUUCGUCCACUCGGCAUUCACGAUCUCGCAGCAGACACCGCCACUCUCGCUCCCGCAGCCGCCCUUCCAGCCUUUCCCCCAGCACCAUCACCUUUAAGACCAGUCUGGCGGCAGAGCUCAGCAAGCAGAAAAAGGCCAAAGCCGCUGAAGCUGCCGCCAAGGCCAAAGCCACCAGCAAUGCAUCGACACCCACAAAGGGACCCGCAACUGUCCCGCAGCCCAGUCCCAAAUCCAACAACGCAACCAGAAAGGGUCGCCCCCCAUCCCCACCUCCUCAGCCGGAGAAAGGACCCCGGACUCCACCAACCAGCCGGCCUCAGUCCCCUGCUGACAGCUUGGCUAAAAGGAGUGCGGAGCCCCAGACCAGCAGGGAACGUGAUGGGAAGGGGAAAGAUGAGUCUGCACAACGGGACAAGAGGAAAGCACAGAGUGCAGUGCCGGGCAAAGAGAAGGAGCGGGCGCCUGCUUCUCUCUUUUCAAGCCUUGCGUCUCUUCCACUGCCUCCUACUGUUCUUGAACACAUUGAGAAGGCUGAGAGCCUGAAGGACUCAGCCCUCUCCGGGAAAAAGAAGCCAGAGCGAAAGGUUCGCCAGCUUCUCUCUGACCUCCCGCUUCCUCCUGACCUUCAGGGCAGCACUUCGUCACCACACAGCCCCCCUGAAGACAAGAAGUCCCAAACGCUUCGCAGGAGGCCCAAAAUGUGCGGCCCGAGGUUUGGCGAGAUCAAGGAGACCGAAAUUGACUGGGGAAAACGCUGUGUGGACAAGUUUGAGAUCAUUGGAAUCACAGGCGAAGGCACCUAUGGUCAGGUGUACAAAGCGAAAGACAAAGACACAGGUGAAAUGGUGGCCUUAAAGAAGGUUCGAUUGGACAACGAAAAAGAAGGGUUCCCAAUCACGGCCAUCAGAGAGAUCAAAAUCCUGCGACAGCUGAACCACAAGAGCAUCAUCAACAUGAAGGAGAUCGUCACAGACAAGGAGGACGCCCUGGACUUCAAGAACGAUAAAGGUGCUUUUUAUCUGGUGUUUGAGUACAUGGACCACGACCUGAUGGGUCUGCUGGAGUCCGGCCUGGUCCAUUUCAACGAGAGCCACAUCAAGUCGUUCAUGCGGCAGCUGCUGGAGGGUCUGGACUACUGCCACAAGAAGAACUUCCUGCACCGAGACAUCAAGUGUUCAAAUAUUCUGCUUAACAACAAGGGUCAAAUCAAGUUGGCUGACUUUGGUCUGGCUCGUCUCUACAACUCAGAAGAAAGUCGGCCGUACACUAAUAAAGUGAUCACACUCUGGUAUCGGCCUCCGGAGCUGCUGCUGGGAGAGGAACGAUACACGCCAGCCAUUGAUGUCUGGAGCUGCGGAUGCAUCCUCGGAGAGCUGUUUACCAAGAAGCCAAUCUUUCAAGCUAAUCAGGAGCUGGCACAGUUAGAGCUCAUCAGCCGGAUAUGUGGCAGCCCAUGUCCCGCUGUUUGGCCCGAUGUGAUCAAACUUCCCUUCUUCAACACCAUGAAACCAAAGAAGCAGUACAGGAGACGCCUGAGAGAAGAGUUUGCAUUCAUCCCUCAGUCCGCCCUGGACUUGUUUGACCACAUGCUAAACCUGGACCCCAGUAGGCGCUGCACAGCGGAGCAGGCGCUCGGCAGCGAGUUCCUCCGAGACGUGGACCCGGACAAGAUGCCCCCACCAGACCUCCCUCUGUGGCAGGACUGUCACGAGUUGUGGAGCAAGAAACGCAGACGUCAGAAGCAGAUGCCCGAGGAACUGUCCGCACCUAAGGCUCCUCGGAAAGAACUGGGUCUGGAUGAUAGUCGCAGUAACACACCUCAGGGGUUUCCUGUUGGGGGCAGCCUAAAAACACAGACCUCGGCGGCUUCUGCUCUGCUUGAUCCAAAAGGUCCAAACUCCCAGCUGACGCAGGAGCAGCUGGCCGUUCUGCUGAACCUCCUCGGGCAGCCCAAGAGUGCUGCCAACACGGCUCAGUUCGUCCAGUCGGUGGGUUCCAAGGUCAACCAGGAGACGCUGCUGCAACUGACAAAGGUCCUGGCCCCGACCGAUCCCGUCGAACCCCCAGUCCCUGCCAAGCCUCCCCAGCCUGGAGUCCCGCGAACACCGCCCAUGCCCAAGCCACCCUCACCCCCGGCGACGGCGCCGCCCGUCAUCCCUGACGGUGACGCAGCAGCUGCUACUCAGAAAGCCAUGACGAUGCUGCUGGCUCAGCUGCUGCAGGCUCAGAGGCCGGAGCCAGGCGAGGACUCCACAGACGGCGGGAACGCCUCAGUCGGACCUACAGUGGUCCCUCCUCUGCCCGCUGACUUGAAGCAGCCUCCCGAGCCAAGUCCGGUCUCCCCAGGUAAACCUAACUUGUCAGAGAGGGGCGGAGUCUCCAUCUUGCCUCCAGACCAGAGACCUCCCGAGCCUCCAGAGCCCCCUCCACAUGCCGACCUGGACUACCGGCAGCCGCCCCUGGAACCCAAAACUGGCCACGCCCCUCCCAUCACGUCUGCGGGUGGAGGUGACGGAGGGAGACCGCCGGAGCCGGACUAUCCACCACUACCUCCUGCUGAAGGACCUGGUUACGGUGGAGACUACAGCCACCCCCCUCCCCCGCCCUUCGCCACUGCAGGUUACGGGGACAGUUACCUGGGUCACAUGAUGGGCGGAGGUCUGCCACCUCACGCCCUCAGAGAAGUCUUCACCGGGCCAGGUCAAGCUGCGCAUCCGGAUUCUUUUGCUCCCCGACCUGCGGCCGCCGGACCCACCAGCAUGGUCUUCGCUGGGGACAAGGACCACCGCUUUGAGUACAAUCACAGUCCUUUGCCAGUGGAGGGACAGUCCAAACCUGGCUCCCUACACUUGUACAACCACAGCUUAGCAAGGAAGGAUGGUGUCCACCCUCCUCCACCCCUCCCAGCUCCAGGGCAAUCUUGGGGGUCGCCCUCCCAGGUCGGGGCUCCACCACUUCCCCUCGGUUUUGUCCCUCAUGUAAACUCUUCAGCAACAAUCAGGGGGCGGAAUCUGCCUUUCUGAGCAACAGAACUUGGAAACGGCAGCAGGUUUUCGAGCCUGUGAGGGUCUCCGGCCCGAUCAGAACCACCUGGAACUGCAGAGAGUCUCUGUCGGGUCUGGUCCGUCACCCAGAGGACGUCGAGAAGGACAGCUGAGCUUUUCCCGCUCUAACCAUUUUCAUAUUUUUUUCUAUUCUGCUGUCUUUUAAAUUAAACUUUUAACCCUUUUUGAGUCUUCAACAACCAGGCCGGGUACAACCCAAGACCUCUACCUAAGCCUUUCUGUGUUCGCUCCAUGGGCAGUGUAGUAUUGUUUUGCACUACUGACCGGAGUAGGUGGAAACCAUGUUAGCUAUGAAAGGAAAGCGAUUGUGUGCUUGGCUGACACAGGUAGGACAACGACCAGUAAUGUAGUUUCCUUUUGUACCCUUUAUCUUUUCAGUGAGGAAGAGCGGCGCGGCAGCCCCGCCGCUGCUGCAAUUACGACCCCACAUGACUGUUUUGUCUGUCAGAGAUAAUAAUGUUAGACCACAAGAACAAAAGUUUUUUUUGUACUUCAGUGAUCUCAUCCCCUCAGCCUCUGGCCAACGUUUAUUAAAGAAAUGUCACAGCUGA
This is a messenger RNA of Synchiropus splendidus (mandarinfish), 5475 nucleotides long. RefSeq names its product cyclin-dependent kinase 13 (gene cdk13). Gene Ontology annotation, cellular component: cyclin/CDK positive transcription elongation factor complex; nucleus. The coding region runs from base 725 to 4882 and encodes 1385 amino acids. Gene Ontology annotation, molecular function: cyclin binding; ATP binding; cyclin-dependent protein serine/threonine kinase activity. NCBI's taxonomy places the organism in Eukaryota, Metazoa, Chordata, Actinopteri, Syngnathiformes, Callionymidae. The transcript is spliced from 14 exons. The record is from RefSeq and is a predicted model, not a curated record. Gene Ontology annotation, biological process: positive regulation of transcription elongation by RNA polymerase II; transcription elongation by RNA polymerase II; protein phosphorylation.